Molecule: messenger RNA, 6778 nt
Organism: Lytechinus pictus (painted urchin)
Lineage: Eukaryota; Metazoa; Echinodermata; Echinoidea; Temnopleuroida; Toxopneustidae
Exons: 4
Coding region: 308-1168 (286 amino acids)
Biological process (GO): signal transduction; cell migration
Molecular function (GO): signaling adaptor activity; receptor tyrosine kinase binding
Source: RefSeq, a predicted model, not a curated record
GGGAAUUCCCCCUUUCCUUUUGCUUUGAUGAUAAUGAUGAGCGUUAACGUACAGAAAACAGAGAAAGUUGCAAGAUAUGAUUAUACUGUGCGCUGAUAUAUUUCUGCUCCCGACUCCUUUCUUUGAACCUUUGACUUUGUGACUGGAUAUUUUCCUCGAAUUUGUUGUUUCCUCUUCACCAAGUGUUCCAGCAUUUCCAACCAAUCGUUUGGAAACUUCUCGGAAUAUCUUCAAGGAACGGAAUUUCUAGAGGUGGGAAAGACCCAGAUGUAAGAAGAUCUGGUGCCCCAAUAUAUUGAUCCAGAAUAUGGAGAGGAAUGGGCCUGGAGCACCUCAGAUCCCAGCUAGACCAACCAUCUUUCAACAUGCAGAGUCCCUAUUAUUUUUCCAUGGAAGACUUACAAAUACCGAGGAGGAUAGAAUUUUCAAGUACUACUUGGAUACUAGAGGGGCUUUUCUACUGAGGAAGAGCAAUUCACAGGAAGAUACUAUUGUCAUUUCCAUUGUAGUUGACCGGAAGAAUAUCUUCCACAUCAAGGUAGAACAGAGGCAUGGUAAAGUUUGUAUCUUCCAGAGCGAUGAUGUCUUCUCAUCUCUAGCCAGGCUCAUAGAAUACUACCAACGGCAUCCUUUCCCAGGGACCAAGCAUCAAGGUCUUUACCUCACCAAAGCAAUCAAUGCCAACAGGUUUACACCAGCAACCGCUGGGACCCCAGCUCCAGGGGAGCGAGCACCGCCCCUCUCAAGCCUGCCGAAGGAGCCUUCCAUCGAUGAACGUCCGCCCAUGCCGCUUCCGUCCUCUCAAAAUCCGAUCUACGCGGAGUACCGCCAUCUCUACUCCCGCGUUGACAAGGUGGAAUCGGACCAACUCGGCCGGAUACUGCAGCUUUGUGAGGAAGUGGACAAAGAGAUUCUGAAUGUGGGUCGUAUGAAGUGCUCUUGUGGUCUCUACAAGGAGGAAUCGGAGCUCAUCGAUGGUUGGAUGAUGCAUCGGGACACCGAGGGCGAGGCCACAAGAGGGCGUAUAUUUUUCCUCGAUACCAAGACAAACCAGUCAACCUGGAAACUGCCGCAGGAGGUUGAGAUGGAGAUCAGGAAGAAUCAUCCUGACAAAUGGAGAAUGCUUUGUAGACUGUUGAAAGAACCUGUUGCUAAUUAUGACUUUUAGAUUGGAAGACCAAAGAUCAAGUAUGGCCGUGUGUUGUCUGCAGGGUGGCAAGGCAGUGACUUGUUAAACAGACAAGAGAUUUUGUGGAUCAAGAUGCAUUUCAGGAGAAACAGCUUGCAUAACAAUGCCAAAAUGGGAGUAGUACCAGUAUACACAUAUUGGUGUUUUGUACAGCAUAGAGGUAUGGUUGUAGUAAGACAGCUUCUCGAUGAAUCUAGCGAAGAAAAUUAAUAAAUAUGACAUGCCACUCAGGCUUCCAGAGUGUGAUUUCCUUGAUAUUAGGUUUGAAUUUGAAUGUCAAUAUUGCAAGAGAAAUGAAAGGAAUACCGCACGUUUUAGUCUGUUUCCUACCCAAGCUCACACUGGUUAUACAUCUGGUGGGUCAUGGUCUUUCAUAAAGUUGUUCGUAAGUUAAGAGAUUGGUGAAUCUUUCUUACGCUCUUAAUAAUCAACAAUGAACAUUAAAUGGUCAAUAUCAUUUACCAAAAGAAAGGAUCACCAGUCGUUCUUAAAGUCACUUUUAACUUAUGAUCAGCUUUAUGAAAUGGCCCCCUGGAAUAUUUAUGAGUUUGUUACUUUUAUCACUUCAAUAAUGUGAUAAUUCGAAGUUAUUGUCUACUAUGAUGGGUUCAAGGAUGUAGCUUUAGCGAGUGCAUAUGCAUGUUACAUGUUCCUGCUUCAAUUCUAAGCAACCGUCCAAGCGUUAGAUGGUCUGGGUACAGCCCUGCAUUUCUGACGCAUCUCUCUACUUCUGGUGCAUCGAAACUGGGACGCCAUGAAACAGGCAUUCUUUAAAAGAGAACCACAAUGAUAGGGAAAGGAUUUUGUUGCGCUUAUUUAGGGGCACAUCAUCCGUUAUGGUUGUUUAUCUGAGGCUUGCCAGAUAUAUCUCACAAGUUUACUGCUGCUAAAAUAUUAUCUGUCAUUAGUCGAGUAUCAAAAUGAGGUGAGAUACAUACUGGUGGGUGUUUCAUAAAGCUGUUCGUAAAGUUACGCACAACUUUACGAUCGACUGGAGCAUGAUCUUAGGUCCUAACUCAAUUGCAUAGGGAUAUCACUUGGCAUGAGAAAGGGUUACCAGUCAUGCGUAAAGUCAUUCGUAUCUUACGAACAGCUUUAUACAACACUCACCAGGUGUACGCUUUAAUUUUUCUAGGCUAUUUAUGUGAGAUCAAAUAUGGAAAGGCCUGAAAUGUUAAGUCAAUGACAAAGCUCUUGAAGCAAUUUGGACUUGCCUGUCCUAUCGCUUUGUACUUGCCUCAGUCUUCCAGAAACUGCACAAGUGUUUGUGGAUUAAUUUAUUUUGCAGACCUUGAAAGUAGGUAUAAUUUUUGAUAAAUAUGUAUCUAUAGUAGCCACUGCUACUAAUGGCGGAAAUCAAGAAAACUCCAAACCAUAAAAAAAUAUAUAUGUUAUGAAAAGGCCUAUGCUGAGGUGAAAAGAAUAUUAAGAUGUUGUCUAGAAAGUAUUCAAGAUUAGCUGAACCAUACCAAAUACCAUUAACAAGCAACUCGUGGUUAUUUACUCAGGAUUUCACUGAAAAGUUCUAUAAAAGUUUUACUACGAAACCAGAAUUCUUAUGUGCAGGUCAGACUGUACACUAUUAAAGAAUAAUUGUACAGACCUGUGUAUUAUCUGGUUAAUUUUUUUUUUUGCAAUUUACAAUGUACAUUUGACAGUAAAGAGAUAUAAUAUAGAUUUGGAAUACAUGUGUAUGGAGAACAUAUAAAUGUGAAUUGAAUUUUGGAUCUAAUAAAAAGAGGUACAUAAAACUUAAAUACUAAACAAAAAGAAAUGAUUGGAUUGAAAUAAUAUUUUUUGUUUACAUUAAAUUGAUUAAUAAUCCAUUUUACACUUGUUAUCUUAUUAUUUUUUAAGUAAUGUCCUAUUAUUUUUUAUAUAAUGGUCUAUUAGGUCUAGGAAAAAAAAUUGUCUACUUUUCUCUCUGUCAAGUCAUGCUUUCAUAGAAAGUCUAAUUAAUGCAUUGACCUUAAUGCUGUGGUUUGAAAAAAAAUUACAGGAGGCCAGGCAAUAGCCGGACUGUGAAACUACCAGAGUGAAACCGGAAACAUUUAUGACAUGAAACUUUAUGACUUGGCAGGACUGUAUAUUUGUGGUAAAAAUACUUAGAAAUGCAAAGUUUCAAUGUCUUUUAAUUACUUGUACAUGUAUUUCAGUGGCAUCUGAGCAUUAAGUCAUGUUAGAAAGGGGAAAUUAUGUGAACCAACAGGCCUGCUCUGUGGUUUGACUGAAACAAUGGUACAUGACCUGUAAUUGAACUAUUGGCAGCCAUUUUGUGUAAGAUUUGUCGUGGUUUGAAAUGUAAUGUCCACGUUUACUUUGGUUUCGUUCUUAAAUGGUCAAGCAAGUUUGAUAUCUGACCUUUUGACCUGGGACCCGUCUUACAAAGAGUUGCGAUUGAUCCGAUUGAUCACAAUUCAAAACUAUGGACAGCCAGCAACAUCAACAUCUAAAAUGUAUGUUCAAAAUAUUUUCUGCAUAAAUUCAUCAUUCUCUUGAAAAUUCAGUGUUGUUCUGUUUGUUUACUAAAGGAGAUUGUGCAAAUUUCCUGUAAAAAAUUAUGGUAUGGAUGGAUUUCCAUAGAGUUGAGAUUGAUUGGAUCAAUCAUAGCUCUUUGUAAGAUGGGGCCCUGUUGAUUGAUUUUGCUGUGACAUGCAUUAUCCUCAGUGUCCAGUCCAUGAGUGGGUUCAGGUUUGAACAGGUUAACACUUCGAUAUUUAAUGAAUUUCGUUGCAGACCACGAUAGCAUUAUCCAUGGGUUGAAUUAAUCAGUGGUAAAGUUUUUUAUGAUUUUUUUUAAGACUACAAUGGUUUAGCUUAUCUUUAUGGUUUGAAUUAAUUAGUGGUUAAAGUUGUAGACCAUAAUGUCGUAUUGUGACAUUUGAAAGUAGGCCAAUGUGCUUGGUAUGCUCUCUCCUGAGCAGUUUUGUUUCCUGCAGAUUUUUAGGAAGUAUAAAGGUCCUAUUUGUCAUACCUGGCUUUAUUGCAUCAUAUCCUUUGCUAAUAAUAUUCCCAUUCUCAAUUGGAAUUGUACCUAACUUGUUUGGGCCUAAAACUCCACACACUUCGAGAGGAACAUAUUCUAUUUAUUUUCACAUCUGUAGUAUUUAUGUAAGUUCAGACAUCUGAUCUGAGUAAGUAGCAAUGGUGUACUUUGAAAGAUCAACUCUAAUAGAGUCUCUACAUAUUCCAUCCAUUCCACAUAAGCAUAUCAAUGAUUAGUCCCUGUUUUUAAUUGUUCAUAAUCCUUGAAUUCUAUUUUAUUGUUUUACAACUUAGUUUUCAAGUUUCUCCGAGUCAAAGCUGCAUUCCAUACUAAUUUCCCAAAUGGAUGAGUUUACUUCAUUGACUUUUAUUUGUGCAUUCAACCUUUAAUCCUUUUACAAGUUCUCCAUGUACAAGAUGCACUGUAAGUGAAAUGUCUAGGUGUUCUAUCCUUGGUGUUCUACCCAAAAAGGAAGUUAUUAAGAUUUUAUUACAUGUAUUAAGGUUUGAUUCGGUUAUUUUUUUCACCUUGACCCAUAAGGUAUUAUACUGGCAUGAAGGGAUGAGGGAUAAAAUCCACCAAAACUGUGGUCUGAAAAGUUGCUGCGUCAAUAUUUCUAGCUUUUUAUAAAAAACACAUUUGUGUUAAAAUAUUUUGUAAAGUUGUCUGUGGAGAAGUGAUAUUGAAAUGAAAAAAAAAUAUUGCUUCCUCAAAGUUGAUUCCCUACCUAUUAGUCAUAGGCAUCCAAACAUUGAUCAAUUUGUAUGGUAUGCAUACUUUAUCAGUCGUGCCAGGGGCCGUUUCAUAAAAGCUGUUGGUAAGUUAAGAGCGACUUGUGAAGCUUUCGUACGCACUAAAUAAUCACAAAUGAACAUUUACUGGUGAAUAUCAUUUAACACAAGAUAGGAUCACCAGUCGUUCUUAAAGUCGCUCUUAACUUACGAACACCUUUUAUGAAAAGGCCCCUAGAUCAUGAUUGCAGAUGAAGGAGGCAAAUGUUCAUUAGUUCUUCCUGAUACUAUGAAUGGUUUAGAGCUGGUGUUCAUUAUAAAACUCAUACCAUUAGUUUCCAGUAUACUUAUUAGGGGAAAGACGAGAACUUGUGAAAUUUUGAAUGUUAUUCAUGCAUAGUGUGGUAAUGUAUUAUUCAUACAGUUGUAGCAAUGAAUGUGGAAUGUGUGAGAAGACCAAACUUGUCUAACUGUUUAAUAGUGAAGUGCAAAGUUAUAUUGGUAUGACACUUACAGUGGUUGGUAUGGCACAUUGGUAGUAUUCAAUACUUGGAAAUGUGACCCCCCCCCCCAUCUCUUAGCCAAUCAAAUAGCAGGUUUUCAGUCACUGUUAUCCAUAAUAUGCAACCAACAUUUGUGAUAAACUAGCAUUGUGAAUUAGUGAAUAGAGCCUUACAACAUUUAGAUUCAAGGGGCGGAUCUAGCUUUUUUCCAAGGAGGGGGUUUGACCGAGAAAUUUGACAAGCAAAAAAAAAAGGUUUCACUACCAAAUGAGGGGGAGGGGUUUAAAAUAACUUUUCUUCAGGUUGUUUUUACUAACUUAUGCAUAUAGUAUCUAUAAUGUUAUUAACACCAGAUAAAAGAAGAGGCUGUAACCUUCAAGAUGAUAUGUCAUUCGUCACUCAUAUUUGUGAUGGAUGUAUGAUAAAACUGCGAUAAUUCUUAGUUUGUUUGUUUUUUCCUGGGACUCGCUGUAAAUCUAGUGCUACCUGCCUGUAAUCAAGGUCAUUGUAUUUGUCAUAACUGUAGAAGGGUAUGUGGUAUUUAACAAAAUAGUACAGGUAUCUCAAUAUGUAGAAUUUCAAUCCGGGGAGCGUUUUGUGAAGUGAUUUGUCAUUGAGUUGUCAUGUAGAGGUGUUGUGGCUCAGUGGAUAAGUCUCCGGACUUUGAACCACAAGGUCCGGGGUUCAAACCCCACCGCAGCAUUCGCAUCCUUUGGCAAGGCGUUAUCUACAUUUGCCACUCUCCACCCAGGUGUAGUAAAUGGGUACCCGGUAGGAAGGAAUUCCUUGAAUGCUCGAGCGUCCGAUCAGGAUAGCCGUGCUAAAGCCGGGAUAAUAGUAUGCAGCGCUUAGAAAUAUUGUAUUAAGCGCUAUAUUAAUGUUGCAUAUUAUUAUUAUUAUUAUUAUUGAUUUUUACUGGCAACUGUCUGCAGCUACAAAAAUGCUUGCAUACGGUUGAAUGAGAACAAAGUUGUCAGGGAAAAUCACUGAAAAGGUGUGUCAGGAGAUGAUCUCCAGAUAAAAGUUACGUGUAUUGAAAAUGAACAAGUAUUGAAAAAGAUAUGCCAGAUUUGACAUGACAAUGAUUCCUAUAAUUCGCAACAGUUUCAUAUCUGCAAGGUGUCAAUGCCCAAAAGCCAUGCUUCAAUCAUGAAUAAUAAGUCAGUGUUUGAUAGAGUUUGAGGGCACUGGGUGGAAACAUGGACCCACUAGUAAGGUCCAUGGUGUAAAUGACGCAGCAGAGGCUUUGAUUUGUUGUGUUUAACGCACAAACUACAAGAUGAAUUGGCAUUCUCAUGUUUUAUGCAGAUAUUAUUUCAAAUGAAUAUGUAUUAUUACCCAGAAUAAAAUCUAGUUUUCUAUCAUACAA